Molecule: messenger RNA, 1793 nt
Organism: Daphnia pulex (common water flea)
Lineage: Eukaryota; Metazoa; Arthropoda; Branchiopoda; Diplostraca; Daphniidae
Product: SEC14-like protein 2
Exons: 8
Coding region: 430-1605 (391 amino acids)
Cellular component (GO): cytoplasm
Source: RefSeq, a predicted model, not a curated record
AAAGGAGGAAAUUUCAAAAUCAGUUAACAGUUUCAAAGCAAUUGUUUUCUUCAGGUAAGUAAAAAAAAAUGCUUUUCUCUUCCAGAUUCAGCUUGCUCUUGCUAUUGUUGUCUAUAUUUAAGUUAAGAUUAUCCUUAUCUUAUUCAUAUGUUUCAAGGGCUAUUUUUAUUAAUUAUUUUUUUUUUUUUUGUUCAUGUGUUGUUACAAGCAUCUUAUCGAUGACACCGACAGAGAUACCACAUAUCUCUCUCGACCUUCAGAACGUUCGCGGAGGCACUGCAAUAAAAUGCUGUUGUCGUUGGGCCUGUAUUUCACCUGUAACAGUUAUGAAAUUCAGUUCUUGAUUAAAAACUUUGUAGGGCGAUUAAUACUUCAUAAUCCGAUCUUCCAUUUAAAAGAUUCGUCAAUCGGAAAUAGCAUAUUUGCAAAAUGGACCUAAAUCAACUCAGCGAUGAGCAGAAAACCAUUUUCAAACAGUUUCGCGAGGCGAUUAAGGAUUGCAAAUUACCGGAAUCUGACGACACUUAUCUUUUGAGAUGGCUCGUAGCGCGUGAUUUUGAUUUGGUCAAAUCUGAAAAAAUGCUCCGAAAUUCGCUGGAUUGGCGCCGCAAAAAUAAAAUCGACUUAUUGACAGAUAGCUACCAGUCACCGGAAGUGUUGACCAAAUACUUUUCUUCCGGGCACUUGGGGGUGGAUAAGUUUAAAAGUUACUUGAUUCUUUUCCGAUUCGGAAUUUCAGAUAUGAAAGGCAUUAUGCAUUCAUCCAAGAAGAAAGAUUGUGUAUUGCACAUAACUCAAAUCCUCGAAAAAAAUUUCUUAAUGGUUAGAAACGAUCCAUCGAAGUACAAGCGUUCACCCGAUGCAAUUGCCCAGACAUGUGCUAUUAUAGACUUGGAAGGAUUCUCCAUGAGCCACGUCACGUACAAACCAGCGAUAGAUGCGGUCAUUCAGUGUGUCCAGAUGUACGAAGCCAACUAUCCGGAAUUGCUUCGGCGUGUUUUUAUAAUUAAUGCGCCAAAGAUUUUUUCAAUUCUCUAUUCCAUCGUGACACCUUUUAUACACCAACGAACGAGGGAUAAAAUUCAAGUCUACGGCCACGAUUCCAAGCAAUGGAAGGCGGCCCUUCUGGCAGACAUUGAUCCCGAUCAGCUUCCUGUUUCUUACGGAGGAACUAUGACCGAUCCUGAUGGAAACCCAAACUGCAUAACUAAGGCCAAUAUGGGCGGAGUAGUUCCGAAAUCUUAUUAUUUCAGCGGCAAUAAACCAGACGUUGGAAACAAGAAAUCUUUGUCGAUCUCAAGAGGAUCAAAAGAACAACUGGAAUUCCAAGUUAAUCAAGCAUCUUCUAUUUUAAAGUGGGAUUUCCAUUCAGAAGAGAGCGAUAUCGGCUUUGCAGUUUAUCGUAAAGAAGGAAGCGAAUUAAUUCCUGUUGUUCCACCUGAACGUGUGGACUGUCAUUUGUCAGCGGAAGAGGGAGAAAUCCCUUGUGACUCUACCGGUGUCUAUGUCGUCGAAUUCGACAACAGCUUCAGCUACCUGCGCUCGAAGAAGAUUUGGUAUUCAAUUUCGAUUGAAUCGAUGAAAUUAACCAGUUGGUCAGAAUGAAAACAACUUGGACUUCUUAUAUGCAUAAAUUUGGAACCGAGUCAAUUAUGCCAUUGACAUUUCGGCUAUCGUAGAAAAUUCGCCCGUCAAUUGAUUGAACUGCAGUUCUAGUUUUCAAACAAAUUUUUGACUGAAAUUUGGUUGUCGCUACAACACGUUCUCUGCUUAUUAAACGGCUGUAAUGUUUA